UGAUGAUUCGGUGACACCCUUCGACAUUGAUGAUCCCAAGGAUUUUUCAGUUACUGUGUCAUCAUUGGAUGAAAUGGUGGUGUCUGUCCACGCAAACCUUCAGUCCCAAUGGCCGGUUGUGGUUGCACAGGGUGAAGGGCAAGGUCCCUUGAUUAAAUUAGAGAUGAUGAUUAGCGAACCCUGUCAGAAGACCAAGAGGAAGAGUGUUCUUGCCGUGGGUAAAGGAAACGUCAAGGUCAAAUUUGAACCAAAUGUUGAUGAGCACCUAGGAGGCACCAACGAUAUCGAGGGCAUCAGUCGGGAAUACAAAGACCACUUCAGUAAUUCCAUACAGCGUGAAGGAAACCAGGAGAGAGCGGUUCAGGAGUGGUUCCAACAUGGCGCCUCUGUUGGCCAAGAGGAACGUAGCAACAGAAGCACAACCCCACAGUACCCCCUGGAAGGAAAGGAUAAGAAGUUGCUCAAGAGUGGUGGUCCAGACUCCUUCACAAGCUUUCCCACUCAAGGGAAGUUACCGGAACCCAAUAAUCCCAGUGACCUUACAGUGACCUCAAAAGGGUUAACUGACUUGGAGAUCGGCAUGUAUGCUCUGCUCUGUGUCUUCUGCUUGGCCAUUUUGGUCUUCUUAAUCAACUGUGUGGCAUUUGCUUGGAAAUACAGACACAAAAGUUUCGCUGUGAGCGAACAAGGCAACAUCCCCCAUUCCCAUGACUGGGUCUGGCUUGGGAAUGAAGUAGAACUUCUGGAAAACCCCGUGGACAUCACCCUCCCAUCAGAGGAGUGCACAACCAUGAUAGACAGGGGGCUGCAGUUUGAGGAGAGGAACUUCCUUCUCAACGGCGGCUCCCAGAAGACUUUCCAUAGUCAACUACUCUUUUAGAAACAUGACUAGGGA
This is a messenger RNA of Felis catus (domestic cat), 895 nucleotides long. RefSeq names its product transmembrane protein 132B-like. The transcript has a single exon. The record is from RefSeq and is a predicted model, not a curated record. Lineage: Eukaryota; Metazoa; Chordata; Mammalia; Carnivora; Felidae. Bases 74 to 880 code for a protein of 268 amino acids.